This is a messenger RNA of Cynocephalus volans (Philippine flying lemur), 450 nucleotides long. RefSeq names its product YdjC chitooligosaccharide deacetylase homolog (gene YDJC). Bases 1 to 450 code for a protein of 149 amino acids. Gene Ontology annotation, biological process: carbohydrate metabolic process. NCBI's taxonomy places the organism in Eukaryota, Metazoa, Chordata, Mammalia, Dermoptera, Cynocephalidae. The transcript has 4 exons. The record is from RefSeq and is a predicted model, not a curated record. Gene Ontology annotation, molecular function: deacetylase activity.
AUGGCUCGGCCGCGGGUGUGGCUGGUGGUCACCGCGGACGACUUCGGUUACUGCCCACGACGCGAUGAAGGCAUUGUGGAGGCCUUCCUGGCCGGGACCGUGACCAGCGUGUCCCUGCUGGUCAACGGCGCGGCCGCUGAGAGCGCGGCAGAGCUGGCCCGCAGGCACAGCAUCCCCACGGGCCUCCACGCCAACCUGUCCGAGGGCCGCCCAGUGGGCCCGGCCCGCCACAGCACCUCGUCGCUGCUCAGCCCGGAAGGCUUCUUCCUUGGCAAGAUGGGAUUCCGAGAGGCGGUGGCGGCUGGAGACGUGGCUUUGCCUCAGGUGCGGGAGGAGCUAGAGGCCCAACUAAGCCGCUUCCGGGAGUUGCUGGGUAGGGCCCCCACGCACGUGGACGGGCAUCAGCACGUGCACGUGCUCCCAGGUGGACAGAUGCCUUCGUGGGCCUGA